Parasteatoda tepidariorum (common house spider) is the source of this 1068-nucleotide messenger RNA. RefSeq lists its product as uncharacterized. Lineage: Eukaryota; Metazoa; Arthropoda; Arachnida; Araneae; Theridiidae. The record is from RefSeq and is a predicted model, not a curated record.
AGUUUCAGAAACUAUAUAAAAGAACCUGAAGCAUGUAAUGGAGCUUAGACAGAAUUAGUGUGGUCAAGAUGUUUUUACCCAAAAUAAAUGUGUUAGCUGUUCUUUUGUUUUUAAUUGUUAGGGCCAGAUGUCAAGAAUAUGACUUUGGAGCAGAAAUUUCACGUCAAUGCUUGGUUCCAGAUCCUGUAGGUCUACUGGAUUGCGUGGAGAAUAGAGUUACCUUACCGUACCUGAAAAGUUGGGUGGACUGCACAAACAGCCUCGGAGAAAAUGUCCAGACAUCUGCUGAUAUCAUCAAUUACCGUUGCAAGAGUGUUUGGGAAGGAAAAGGUGUUAUACCCGAAGUAUUUUAUAUCAAGGAUUGUGUCAUAGAAAAAACUGGUUUACCUCCUAAAAAUGUAUCUGCAGAAGUUCUUGGAGCAUAUAAGGAAUGCGAAAAAUCGCCUACUCCACCUGGACAAAUUUCAUCGAGAACUAAAUCUGCUCCUUUACAGCAACAGCAGGUAGCCGUUGCACCACCGCAGCAAGUAUCGACUGUUAAAACUGCAACACUUCCAAUACCAGCUGCUCCUGCAGUUCAGCCAAUAACUGUUGUUGGCGCCGCUCAGCCUCAACAACAGCAGUAUGCAGCGAUAAGAUCCAAUGGCGUACCUCAAAUGCCGAUGCGCCAGCCUAUCUCACAACAGUAUUUUAUUAUGUACCCAAUGGCACCAAUGCCCAUUCAACAAAGUCUAAGAACAUCAUCAGUAACUUAUCAACAAAAUCCAAGCAAUCAGCCCUUAUCACAACAGCAAGUGCCAAUAUCGAGUGCAGCAUUUUCUUCUCCACGGCCAUCAGCAGCAACUGUGUCAAAUCAGCAAACUAUCAAGACACAACAACAGCCAGCUUCUUUUGUGAGCCAGCAACAAGUGCCAAUGCAGUCAUACGCUCCACAAACUCUGCAACCAACCCAAAACUUUCCAAUGUUUGGUUCAAUACCAAAUGGAGCCUAUUACUAUGGCUUCGAAAUACAUCACCCACAGAAGCAAAUUUAAAUAGUGAAAUGAAAUAAAAUCAUAUUAUCAAGUA